AUGGUUCGCGGCGCAGACUACGAUAACGGUAUCCCCCAGAGCGAUAACCCAAUCGAGAACGGUCCCAACAAGGCCCACGGCAUCGGCAAUGAGCCUGCAGACUUGAGUCGCUCACACAAGGCCGCUGCCAUGCCCGAAGAGACUGGCUCUUCCCGCGAUGUCUACCCUGGUGUUCCCACUGUUGGAUCAGAGCAUCCUCAUGGUGGUGCUGCGAAGCCUGUUUCCACUGAUGAGAAGAACACUGCUGGGAAGUAA
This is a messenger RNA of Penicillium griseofulvum, 255 nucleotides long. RefSeq lists its product as uncharacterized. The transcript is spliced from 2 exons. The record is from RefSeq and is a predicted model, not a curated record. The coding region runs from base 1 to 255 and encodes 84 amino acids. NCBI's taxonomy places the organism in Eukaryota, Fungi, Ascomycota, Eurotiomycetes, Eurotiales, Aspergillaceae.